Messenger RNA from Lolium rigidum, 1527 nucleotides. RefSeq names its product putative F-box/kelch-repeat protein At1g15680. Gene Ontology annotation, molecular function: protein binding. The record is from RefSeq and is a predicted model, not a curated record. The transcript is spliced from 2 exons. Lineage: Eukaryota; Viridiplantae; Streptophyta; Magnoliopsida; Poales; Poaceae. The coding region runs from base 1 to 1527 and encodes 508 amino acids.
AUGGCGCCGCAGCCGGCCGCGGCGCUUCCCCAAGACGUCCUCGCGGAGGUCCUCCGGCGCCUCGCGCCGCUCGUCCUGGCCGCGUCCCGGCGGGUCUGCAGGGCGUGGCGCGACACCGUCGACGCCCGCCUGCGACGCCACCUGCUCUCGCGCUCGGUGCGCGGCAUCUUCAUCAACUUCACCGGCCAUGACUUCUCGGAGUUCUUCUCCCGUCCCUCCACGGGGCCGACGAUCUGCGGAGGGCUCGACUUCCUGCCUACCAAAGGCGUCAAGGUCACGGAUCACUGCAACGGGCUCCUGCUCUGCGGCGAUCGAGAGCGCGACUACGUCGUCAACCCGGCCACACGGCAGUGGGCGCGUCUGCCCCAACGUCCUCCGCCGCAUAUGCCGGGGUUCAGCCAGAGCGCCUACCUCGCGUUCGAUCCCGCCGUGUCGCCACACUAUGAGGUUUUCCUCAUCCCGCGCCUGCCAGAUCCCGACAAAUCGGACGACAAGGCCUUGCUUGAAUCGGAGUGGCCUCCCGCCCUCUAUGUACUGCAUGUGUUUUCCUCGACGGCCGGUCAGUGGGGAGAGAAGACCUUUCUUCGCGAAGGGGAGGCCGCAGGGAUCGUCGGUGACAUGGAUUUCGAUCCAUGGUACCAUCUGUAUCAUGCCGUCUACUGGCGAAGCACGCUCUACAUCCAUUGCCAACAUGGCUAUCUUACCAGAAUGUCCUUGUCAGACCACACGUACAAAGUAAUUGAACUACCGGCUCCCGAUGAGAUGAGAGGAAAUGACUACCAUUUAGGGAGAUCGUUGAGAGGGGUCUAUUGCGCAAAACAUAAUUACUGUAACAUGCUUCAGCUUUGGCACCUCGAUGAAUCACACCAUCAAACUGAAUGGGUGUUCAAUUACGAUAUCGAUCUUAGCACUCUUGAACGCAGGUUCCACAAUUAUCGUAAGAGGUUUGGGGUGGACUCUACUCAACAAAUAGGCAAACCGUGGAUCCUUCAGGACGUUAACAACCGCAAGAUCAGGGAGGAAUAUCAUAAUGGACGUUACAGACCACCCGUGGAAGAGAAAUAUGACUGGAACUCUGAUGAGGAUAACUUUCUUUACAUUGAAGAUGUUGUUGAAGGGGUGUAUUAUAGUGGAAGUUCACAUUUCCUUGGAUUCCACCCCUAUAAGGAGAUUGUCUAUUUUGAAUUACAUAGGGGAAGAGGAGUGGCCUAUGACUGGAAUAGCUCAAAAUUCCAGGACUUGGGCUGUUCAGAACCAACAGAUAACCAUUACUUCGAAGAAGGGACAACCGUAUCUUUCCCAUACACGCCUUGUUGGAUGGGCGAGUUUCCUGGAAACGAAUUCGAAUCUCUACUUGAAGAGGAGGAGAUAGCUAGAAAAAAGUCAGAACUGGAAGCUCAACUUGAAGAUCACUCCAACUUUUCUUGUGCGGACGAGUACGAGUUGCGCAAGUUCAGUGGGCGCGCCAAGAGGGACAAGAACUCGGUCACCAAACUUCGUCGUAGACGCCGCAUCACAGCUCGGUAG